Messenger RNA from Psilocybe cubensis, 2085 nucleotides. RefSeq lists its product as uncharacterized. Bases 1 to 2085 code for a protein of 694 amino acids. NCBI's taxonomy places the organism in Eukaryota, Fungi, Basidiomycota, Agaricomycetes, Agaricales, Agrocybaceae. The record is from RefSeq and is a predicted model, not a curated record. The transcript has 3 exons.
AUGGAUAAUUCAAUCCAUCAGCAUGUUUUUGACCCCGCGCUGAACCACGACCACAAUGGCGUCCCUGAAGAACAGAGGAAUCAGGAUGAUCCUUCAACAAGCACCGCGGUUCUCAAUCCUGACGGGACACCAAUCAAGAGGCGGCCAGGGCGACCAAAAGGGAGCACGAAGAAGAAUCUGUUAGCAGGAGGGCCGUUACCUCCAAAGCCCAAGAGGCCUGUAGGGAGACCGAGAAAGGAUGGGUUUCCAGCGGGAUCUGUUGGGCCUAGGGUUAAAAGAGAGAGGACGGUGGGUGUUCCACAGGUGGUUCAAUAUCCUGGUGUAGCUUACCCACCUAUGCCUUACGGAUACUCUAUCAGCGCACCAAUACCACCUGCUGUAGCUGCAGCUGCAGCUGCUCCGAUGUUCCAAAUCGAUCCGUCUUUGGCUGGUGACAAUGAAUGGGCUGACCUGGCGCGUACCAACCCAAAUGCAUUCCUCAGCACGCUGCUUGCAGCUCUGGCAGCCCCAAACCCAGUAUCCAGCGCAGGUCCAACUGUCGAAGAAGCCUUCAAAUCUCACUUGGUCUCCUUGGCACCGAAUCCGUCACAAAUGCAACCCAUCCCAUCCCUCUAUUCUAUUCUCAAAACAUUCUGGUUGCCCUCAAGCCCCGCGUAUUUCUCGCUCACUGCCUCAGCAUCUACUGCUCGCACCCCCUCAGAACAUCGCUUCUUGUAUUGGGAUCCACAACCACUGGUGUUCAACGGAAUCGCGUGCCCAAGUUGUUCCGCCCCACUUAUCAACAAAGGCCGUAUCAGCUCAGGGCCAGUCAAAAUCUACGACAUCGAACGCCCCUUCUUCAUUGUAGGCUGCGAAUACGUGUGUCGUUCGCCUACAUGCAUCGCUGCCACCGGAUCUCCCGAGGGCCGCAAAUACGCGUCGACAGAUUCUUCGAUCUUACGAUCUUUGCCUUUGUUGUUGAAAGAUGAAUUUCCUGCUAAGCUCUUGAAUGGAGACGCGGAUGCAGGGAGCGGGCCAAAUGUGUGGAAUUGGAAAGCGAUGGGUGUCAGCAGCGGUUUAUGGCAUCUGGUUAUGGGUGCUUUAAGGUCGGGGUUGAAGAAGGAUGUUAUCCUCCGACUCAUUUGGUCCGUUCAGACGAAAGCGACUGAUACACCCGCCGAGAGCAUUGCUAUCGCUCCUCAAAGCAAGCCGGUCGUCUUGCCUCCCCCUCCGCCGCCGCCGCCAGCACCGAUUCAAGACGGUCAAGUCCAAGAAAAUGACCAAGAAGGCGAUAAAAUGGAAGAUGGAGAAGAUGAGGAUCACGAGAUGAGUAACGCUGAGGACGACGGGGUAAACGGCCAAGAUCAGGCCGAUUCGAGCCAGACACAAACACUAUCCACAAAUGCGUUCUCAGAUGCAUAUGGCGAUGCGUGGAAAGAAAACACAGCAACGGUCGAAACUCAGGCCAAGAAUCCGACAGUUAAUGGUGCCUCAACCACCCCUAUAUCUGCGCAGCCGCAACCUUCUCCAGCGUCUGGUUCUGCUACGUCAUCAGGCGGGCCUACACCAGGACCUUCGGUAGCGGCAGCGCCAUCGACGGCGCCUGCCCCUACUCAACCAACGCCGACACCAUCUGCGGCCGCGCCCCCGACGCCUCAGGGGGUCACGGUGAUGUCUCCGCAACCCCCACAGAUGCUGCAAGCCAUACCAAACUACAACCCAUACGCCUACCCUUUCACACCGUAUGCAUACAUGCCGCAUCAUAUCGUGAACGGGACGUUGAUGCAAGCCGGCCCGUCUGGGAUGGUUCCCUCCUCCGGCAUGCCACAGCAACCUCAGCAACAGCCACAGCAGCCUCAACAGCCACCUCAGCUCCAGCAACAGCAGAUGGGUGCUGUGAAUGGCCUACCGGGCGCUACACAGAUGGUUACGGUGCAGCACAACAAGCGCAGCCCUCGCCACUGUUGCAAGUGCGGCUCACAAGAGUGCAAGGGCAAAGGAGGUCGCUCCUUCUGCACGAACGGCUGUCAGGACUGUGGAAAGAUGGACUGCAAAGGGCGGAAUAGCAGACGGCCUGAUAAAAAGUGUACCGAAGGGUGGACUUGA